AUGGCCAACAUACCGCUUCACUGCAACAUUUGCCCCAAGAAGCCAAACUUCAGCGAUGUCUCACAUCUGCUCACACACAUUGCCAGCAAGGGUCACUUGUCCAACUACUACAAGGUCAAGGUCCGCUCGACAAACGAGGAAGCAUCCCGUCGGCUCAUUGAGACAUAUGACCAAUGGUAUGCCGAGUGGGCCGUCGAAGAGCUCAUGUCGGAACGGAUGAAUCAAAAGGACAAGCGCCGCACCCGCGCAAGACCCGCUGCCCGGCCUGCUCCCGCUCCUGCUCCCAGGAUAGAGGCCCCCGUACCACGUCCUAUCCGUCGCGCCGCGGUAGGCAACCUCCUAGACCCGCGUCUAUCUGAGCAGCAGCAUCCGAUGAUCAAGAUGGAGCAAUCUCUCUCCCCGACACCGCAGCCUACCGGUCCGGUCCUCCGUAAUCGCAAUACAUUUGCGCCCCACAUGCAAUACUGGUCUACCGAAUCGCGUGCCAGCUCUCACAGCUAUACGAAUCAGGACUAUGACACAUCCAGUGAGUAUUCUGACCCGAGCGAGCGGCGGCGGACAUACCGAUACCCAGCUGCGUCAUGCGCCAUCGAGGAUGAGCCUGCCGAUUUGGCGGAUCCAAUGGCAGUCAGCGAGUCGACCAAACUCAAAGGCGUAUACUGGCCCGGUAUGGAUAUAUUUGACUCCGCCACACCAGAAAUGCGGCGCAAGAGGAACCAGAAGAAGGAUAGUUCUGUUGUCGAGCAACUCGAACUCAAUUCCCUAGAGGUCGAGGCCACUGAGCUCAUCUUCACUCCACUUGGUUCUUUCAAACGACAGCGAAGAAUCUCUUGCUCCGAGUCUGACGAUGAUGAUGACAUUGAUAUCAAAGCUGAAAGCCCUCUACCUGUUCGCAGACGCCCUGCCCUCGCCAAUCUCGAUACUAACACAACCCGCCGUACAAGACAGUCAACCCGACCUGUGUUUCCAUUCCUGAGUCGCAACCAAUACGACGAAGAUCGUAGCCGUUCUAGCUACGACCAUACUCACAGCAGCCGUGUCUCGAAGCGGAAGCGCUUCAACGUCUUUCAAGACGACGAAGACACCCCAUUUUCGCAGCCUAAUGGCAUGACCUACCUCACAUCUGGUUUUACUCGCCAGCCUUCGCCAUCCCCCACACCUGCAUUCACAUCUUACAAGCCGUUCAAUGAUACAUUCCCGUACGAGAACAAGGAGAACGUCCUCCCUUCCUUUAAUCCGACAGCCUAUGGCAACUUUCACGGCCAUCAAAACACUGCCUACCAGUACCCCAAUUACAGUUAUGGACUGGGCCCUGAACACCACGGCUUUCAGUACAAUAGCCACUUGUACAAUGAAGCUAGUGUAUACCAACAAAACGAUCAAGAUGACGAUGACCAACGUACAAUCACUGCCCCGCCUUCGCCAUCUACAAGCUGA
Pyrenophora tritici-repentis Pt-1C-BFP is the source of this 1437-nucleotide messenger RNA. RefSeq lists its product as uncharacterized. Lineage: Eukaryota; Fungi; Ascomycota; Dothideomycetes; Pleosporales; Pleosporaceae. The record is from RefSeq and is a predicted model, not a curated record.